AUGUGGAGUGUGAAACUGGACGACAAGCCCUUUGUUUAUUCAAUCUUCGGAAUCCAAUAUCCCAGCGGAGUCCCCACCGGAUCCCAAAAAAAUCUCACGGAAGAAUUCAACGGCCUGAUUUCCGGGCACGCAGCACAUAUUGACCGACUGAUACAAGAUAGUUGUGCCACUCCGUUCACAGGGAAGUCACACAUCUGGCUCGCGUACUGGAUGUCCCGCGCGGACUACCAGAGUUGGUGGACCCGAGAUGACGUAUUUAAAUUUUGGGAUACCCUUCCUGUCGACGCGGGUAUAUGGAGAGAAAUUCUGAUACCAUUUCCUCGACGGAGUCAGUAUGGAGCCAACCAGACAGAGCCCUCUGGCCUCGGACGCCUCGGAGAAAGAUUCGACAUCGGGCAUAAAGCGGUCUACUGGGGGUGUUAUCGCCACCAAAUGGCUGACCACACUUCUGAUGGAAUGGUGUCUUCAGUUGAGAAGGCAUUGAAGCCUAUCCGGCCCUUUGAGAGUCCGUCAACUGGAAUAUCGAGUCUUGAGAGCCGCCCUGGUCGGGUUCACUUGACGCAGUUCCCCGACAACAUAUGCUUCGUUGUUGAAGGCCAAGAUCAUUCUGCUAUCACGGCCGAAGAGAGGAAAUAUUUGUUUGAGAGUUUUGAUGAUUCGGUCACUCGUUGGAUAAAAGAUCUCAUGGAGGCAGGACCCGAGUCGGGAAUUCUGGAUGGACGGAUAUGUUAUGAGCCUGAAAGUGGUGUGUUCCGCGAGAAAGAACCCCAGGCCCUGAACUACAACAAGAAAGUUCAGUUGUUCUAUUUCAAGGAUUUACAGCACAUGGAGAAGAUUGGGCGACAGAAUAAAGGGCACGUUGAUUUGCGGAAGCGAUUCCUGGAGGCAUAUGGCCCUGAUGGGCAGAUGAUGACUGGGAAAUCUCGCUAA
Penicillium atrosanguineum is the source of this 930-nucleotide messenger RNA. RefSeq lists its product as uncharacterized. The record is from RefSeq and is a predicted model, not a curated record. Bases 1 to 930 code for a protein of 309 amino acids. Lineage: Eukaryota; Fungi; Ascomycota; Eurotiomycetes; Eurotiales; Aspergillaceae. The transcript has a single exon.